AAAAAAAAGAAAAGGAAACCGGCUGCUUCCCUUCUCUCUCUCAGUCCCGGUUGCCAUCCUCUGAUCUCACUCUCGCCUGGCUGAGAGCGGAAGGAUUUUCGUGAGAUUCAGUAGGAGAACGAGAAAGGCGUGUCGUUAUUCAAACGGAGAACGGAUUUUCAUCUCCGAAGUUGGGUCCCAUUUGACCCCAAUUCGGCCCCAUUGCAGCUCCUUGAACUGCAGGCUGCAGCAGUUUGCCCCAAGGUGGGAGGGGAUCACCUUCGUCCGUGUUUCAGUUCCGGAUCAUCAACUCUUGAGGAGGAAUCCAACUCCGAGACAGUCCAAGGACCUAGGAGACCAUUCCGACACCUUUUGAUUUGAUGGCAGAUUGAAUCGAAGAGGCAGCGAACAACUUGGGGGAUUUUGGUUUGUCUCAAUAGAGAGAUCAGAAAUUCAUCAGAAGAUCCUUGGACCCGGUUGUUAUUUUCGUUCUUGAGCUCACUUGUUGCAAAGAAGGUGGUGGUAGCAGGAUGGGUCUACUCAGCAUUAUCCGGAAGAUCAAAAGAAAAGAAAAAGAAAUGCGGAUUUUGAUGGUAGGUCUGGACAAUUCGGGGAAGACAACGAUAGUGAUGAAGAUCAAUGGGGAGGACACCAGCGUCAUUAGCCCGACACUCGGCUUCAACAUCAAGACCAUCUCCUAUCAGAAGUAUACCCUUAACAUAUGGGAUGUGGGAGGUCAAAAAACGAUCAGAUCAUACUGGAGGAACUACUUUGAGCAAACAGAUGGCCUUGUCUGGGUAGUUGAUAGUUCAGAUCUCCGAAGGCUAGAUGACUGCAGAAUGGAAUUGCACAAUCUUUUAAAGGAAGAGAGGUUAUCAGGAGCAUCUCUUCUCAUAUUUGCAAAUAAGCAGGACAUUAAAGGUGCUCUCACUCCAUCAGAAAUCACAAAAGUGCUGAAUUUGGAAGCAAUGGACAAGAGCAGGCACUGGAAUAUUGUGGGAUGCAGUGCUUACACAGGAGGGGGUCUUCUCGAGGGAUUUGAUUGGUUGGUUCAGGACAUCGCCUCUCAUAUCUAUAUGCUUGAUUAGCAACCAUUGGGUUCACUUGCUCACCAUCUGAUCCUGUCAACUUCAAUAUAGAGUGAAAUUCUUUAGUCAAAUUUGUAAUUUGGAUCAAAAUUGUGUCAGUUUUAGAGUGAUCGUGGUGAACUUCAAGGUGUAAUGGCUGAUUCUGAGCAAAAAGCAUCCUGAUGAAUUUGUACUUACAACUUCAAUUGUUUAAAAAAAAAAAAUUAAAUGCA
This is a messenger RNA of Punica granatum (pomegranate), 1279 nucleotides long. Lineage: Eukaryota; Viridiplantae; Streptophyta; Magnoliopsida; Myrtales; Lythraceae. The record is from RefSeq and is a predicted model, not a curated record.